Messenger RNA from Sclerotinia trifoliorum, 1801 nucleotides. The record is from the annotation of a GenBank genome assembly. NCBI's taxonomy places the organism in Eukaryota, Fungi, Ascomycota, Leotiomycetes, Helotiales, Sclerotiniaceae.
AAGCUCCAACACUCUUGCCUUAUAUUUUUAUCACGAAAAGUACUGCUUUACAUGUGACGCGGAGCUGGAACAACCCGAUCCGAAGCUGGUUUCAGCAUCUGCUUUUCAUCACAUUCAUUUUAUCCCUUUUUACGUGGCAUUUAGAAUUUCUUGAUAUUUGAGCCAAAGGUAUGCAUUCUCCGUGAUAUCAAAGUACAUUUGGGAGGAUCUCAACUUACUACCUUCCCGCAAAACCAUCCUUGACACAGUACGCUCAAUUGCGAGCUAUUCUUUCACUACAAAUAUUUGUCCCAACUGAUCAGAUUCAUCAUGCAAUCUCUCAAGGAUCUUAAAGCAGGGAAAUGCAAAGGAACAAAACGCCUGAAGUUAUCAUGUGGCCUCACCGAGUUGCCCCGGGAGAUAUUGGACCUCUAUGAUACACUGGAGAUCCUUGAUCUAUCCAACAACCCUCUCUCCAGACUCCCCAAAGAUAUCCACCGACUCCAUAAACUUAAGGUUGCAUUCUUUUCCGACUGCCGUUUCACCAUCUUCCCUAAAGAAUUGGCUCAAUGUCGUUCCCUUGAAAUGAUUGCCUUCAAGAACAAUGGAAUGACUACAGUCCCUGAAGGAGCCUUUCCACGCAAGUUACGGUGGUUGAUCCUUACCAAUAACAGGAUUGAAUCACUACCCAAGAGUAUUGGACAAUGCCAUAGACUCCAAAAAUGCAUGCUAGCAGGGAAUCGACUAACCAUUCUCCCUGAUGAGAUGUCUCACUGCAGGAAGUUGGGCUUACUGAGACUGUCAGCUAACAACAUCGCUCAAUUACCCACUUGGUUGCUUAGCCUUCCCGAGCUAUCAUUUCUUUCGUUCUCUGGAAACCCCUGCACCCCAUCAAAUGAAGAUAAUCCGAUAUUGGAUGACAUUGCGUGGUCAGACUUGGAAGUUCAUCAGCUUCUGGGAGAAGGAGCUUCGGGUAUAAUUUCAAAGGGCAUGUGGAAAUCACCAACUGCCAAAAAGGAUGUGGCUAUCAAAUUAUUCAAGGGAGAAGUGACUAGUGAUGGUGUACCGGCAGACGAAAUGAAUGCAUGUAUUGCCGCAGGUCGUCACCCAAAUCUCAUUGAUCCAAUCGGCAAAAUUCAUGGUCAUCCAGAAAAGCGAGGAUUGGUACUCGAACUCAUUCCUCCUCAUUAUACCAAUCUGGGUCUUCCACCAACUCUUGAAAGCUGCACCCGCGAUGCAUUUCAUCCGGAGACUGUCUUCUCAAUCGAGAAGUGUCGCGCGAUUUUAAUCUCUAUUGCAUCAGCGAGCAUGCAUCUCCAUGAGAGAGGCAUCACUCACGGAGAUUUAUACGCGCAUAAUAUCUUAAUCGAUAAAUCGGGCUAUGCCCUUCUUGGAGAUUUCGGUGCAGCAACAAUUUACAAGAAAGAUUAUGAACAUUCAGAAGCAAUUGAGAAGAUGGAAGUUUUCGCAUUUGGCCAUUUGAUUGAAGAUAUGUUGGGCUUAGUCGCGCGAAAUGUUGUUGCCGGGCAGGAUCUCGGUGUUUGGGAUGAAAAAGAAGGGUACGCGAUUGAGGAGUUAAACCAGUUGCAUUACAAGUGUACCAAUCCUAUUGUUAUGGAUAGACCAUUAUUUUCUGAAAUUUAUUUGGAGUUAUGCGCCUGAUUGGAUAUGGUAUAGAGUUUGGUUAACUUGGGUGGGGGAUCUCUAUAUUAACAAAUUUCAUGUUUAGAAAGUAAAUAAACUAGAGAGAAGAUAGACUAUGGAUACAAGGUAGAAGAUAUUAUGCGCAAGGUAUCAUAUUUUAUCAGUUUUUUCCUCAACC